This is a messenger RNA of Notechis scutatus (mainland tiger snake), 3684 nucleotides long. Lineage: Eukaryota; Metazoa; Chordata; Lepidosauria; Squamata; Elapidae. The record is from RefSeq and is a predicted model, not a curated record.
AAUCGCAACUUUUCCCCCGGCGCCGCUCCGCGUCAGGGAUUCGCUUUCCUCGGCGGAAUCUCCCCUCCUUUCCACGCCGGUUUUCGGGCGCUCUCCGCCGCUUCCGAUCCUUCGGGAUCCGGCCCGGUUCCUCGCUCACCCGCGACAUCCGUCCCUUCGCUUCUGGCCUCGCCCAGAAGCUCCGAUGAAACCCGGCGGGGGAGCCGAAGCGCCGGAGGGCGAGGGCGCGGAAGGGGAACGGGAGCCGCUAAACCCCGAGUCGUCGGAGCCGCUGGGCGUCUCCGCCACUUACCGGGAGUUCGUCCGGCGAAGUUACCUGGAGCUGAUGAGCGCCAACCAGCACUCGCUGCACGCCCUGAACUGGCGGCGGCUUUAUCUCAGCCGGGCCAAGCUGAAAGCCUCCAGCCGCACUUCGGCUCUGCUCUCCGGCUUUGCCAUGGUAGCCAUGGUGGAAGUACAACUGGAAGACUAUGACUACCCUUGGGAGCUACUGGUGGCCUUCAGUGCCUGCACAACAGUGCUGGUGGCCGUCCAUCUCUUCGCUCUUAUGGUCAGCACCUGCAUCUUGCCCAAUAUCGAAGCUGUCAGUAACAUCCACAACCUCAAUUCGGUCAACGAGUCUCCCCACGAACGAAUGCACCACUAUAUUGAGCUGGCCUGGGGCUUCUCCACGGCCUUGGGCAUCUUCCUGUUCCUCACUGAAGUGGUGUUGAUUUGCUGGGUCAAGUUUAUGCCUGUCGGCAACAUGGGGACGAGCAGGAAGUGCUGCACUCCGGAAAGGCUCCAUGAUGGGAACACCACAGUCUCUACGGGCAGUUCUGGCUGGAACGCUGCCAUGGCCUCCACGGUGAUUAUGGUUCCAGUUGGCGUCGUGUUCAUCAUCUUUGCUUUGCAUUUCUACCGUUCCUUGGUGGGGCACAAAACUGAUCGGCACCAGCAAGAGCUGGAAGAACUUAACCAGAUCAAGUAUCAGUUGGACGGAGAAGCCACGGCUCUGCAAGUGGUGUGAGUUGGCAGCCUCACUUGAACUGCAACUGAUGUGAUCUUUUAGAGAGAAAGGCGCUGCCAUCGGUUGUAUCCUGAUUUUGUCUCGAUGGAAAAACUGUUAAGUAACUGCCACUGUUGGAAUUUAACCCCAAAGCUGUGAUGUUGAUGUCACUCCACAGUCUCCAAUGUCCAACAACAUUUGUCUGGAUUUCCUAGGGGGCAAUUUUCAAGCCCAGGAGAGCUUAUUGAAACGGGCUGCUCCUGAAAAGCAGGGAGUGAAAUCUAGGGAACCUUCCCUGAGGAACUUCCCCGUUUGGUAGAUUUUUGAUCAUACAGUAAAAUGUUUACAGGAAGCAGUUGUUGGGUGGGGAGAGAAAAGGACAGCUUUGGUCUCUCCAGGGGUGAGAUGGUCACUUCAUCCUGUAAGAUUUCAACUUUGUCUGCAGAACUGGAGAAGACAAUCAAAAGAUCUUUGCUAUUUCUGACAUUUCAAAAUGGGUGGGUUUGAAAAGUUCAGGGCAGUACGUUCAUUUGCAGUCCGUUUUGCUUCUCUUCUCACCUUUAUACACAUGGAAUAGUAGAGUUCACCAACCAAGAUUGGUUAGACUAACUUUUGAACAGGUGUUAGAGCUGCUAGGUCCCAAGAAAGAGCCCUAACUUUGUCGACCUCUAAUUAGGCCUGAUGUUCUCAAGCUGAUCUCAUCUUCAUGCUUUCAUUGUGCAGUUCCCCUUGCUGUUUGUUGGACAAUCUGAAAAUAUCCCUGAUAACCAAACCUUUCCAUCAAUUUGACGGAGCGUCACAGCAUCUCCAGAAGGCCUGGCCUUGGAUUCUCAAAGAGGCUAGGAAGUGCUUGCAUCUUUGAUUCGGCAUUGUAAAUCCAGUUCUUCCAGUUGGUUCCCUCCCCCUCUUCUUGGGACCCCCUAAAUCCCACAUUCCCAGGCAGAACGUUUGAUCUAGCACAUCUAGAAGAGACUAGGAUGGAGAAUGCUGUGCUGUAACCAAACUCUUGCAUGCAGUCUAUAUGCCAUUCUUCAAAUGCUUGUUUGCUUACCUCUAUGGAAACUUGGCAUCAGUUCUGGAUCAUUGUCAGAGUUGGGGUCGGUACAGAAAGUUGGACUUCUGACCCAGGAAUUCCUGGGAUAUGCAUAUUAUCCCCAUAUAUGUGCUUUGCCCCCAGUCAUAAAUUGUUUGCCCCUCCCCAGGGAUCCUUAUUUAUAGAGGCAAAGUCACACAGUAUGGGGGGGGGGGGGGGGGAACAGACUGCUUGGCUCCACUGGGAGAUGGCUUCGUUGUUUGGAGUAUUUUCCAGAGGAGGAAGAAGACUACUGGGGUAUGGUAGAAGUUAAAAUCUAAGUCCAUUUUAGGAAUUUGUGGAUAGGAGAGGAAUUUUGCUUGCCUCUUGCACUUUCUUUUAAGAACAGAUUUGGUCUCAGUCCUUGGUGGGGAGAGCCACUGAAUGUUAAAACCAGGCUGAUAUCUUCUCCCUCUCCAUCUUCCUCAACUUCCUGUCCUGCACAUAUGUGGACUAGCAUCUUAUCUUGUGUUUGAAGAACCAAGAGUGGCGGUUGAAGAGUUAGGAAAUGCCAUUCUAGAAGACUAUGUCUUAAGUAAGAAGGUUAGAGCAACAUAUCACAGGCAGCUCUUUAUCAAAUAUAUUGCAAGGCGUACAUAUGCGUCUUUGUAUCAAAGGAACCAACCACAGUGGAAGCAGGUUUCCUGCUGAACAGGAAGCGGAACAGUUUGAGCCUUCGGUCUUCAGCUGUUCAUCUCUUCAGGAACGCUCAGAUGUUUUCCCUUAAGAGUUCUGCUUCCUCAGAAUUAGGGACAGUAUGGACCCAUCUCUUUUGGGGGGGGGAGCAAAGUAGUUGGAGAUAAUUUGGAAAUGUGGGAAAGAUAUUUUUGUAUCGAUAAAAAUAACACAUCCUUUGUCUAUCAUAGAUUUUCCAGCUGUUUUAUUGGAGAAGAAAAAUACAUCUUUAGGAUGUGCGUGUAGGAAGAUGGGGAGGGGGAUCAAAGUAGAAUUAGACAUACAGAAAGCCCAAUUGACAUUCCCAGGAACUGCAGGUCAGUGUUUCUCAACCUCAGCAACUCUUAAGAUGCAUGGACCUCAAUUCCCAGAAUCCUCCAGCCUGCAUGGGAGGGUGAAUUCUUCAGUUCUGGGAGCUGAAGUCCGUGCAUCUUAAAAGUUGGCAAGAGGUUGAAAAGCAGAGUGCUAGAUCAUGCAAGCAGUAAUGAGAAGAAAAUGCAUGGAAGCUGGCUGGGGAUACUGCUAAAAAUAUUGGAAGCACAGCCGCUACUACUUUCUUCUAUCAAGCAAUGCUUUACUUUCCCCUUAAAAAAUGAAUUAAUUUAGUCUUAACGAGGCCAGCUCAAUUACUUGUACAUCUCAGAGCUUCGCUUUUAAAAGCAUUAGGGAAACCAGUUAACUUUACAUCAGCCUUGACUAGCCUGGCUUCUUCUGAAUGCACAGCUUCCCUAACUCUGAGUUGGUAUGAUCAUGGGUUUUGUAGUCCAACGUACCUGAGGGGCAAAGGUGCUUUACAUCUUAACAAUGCAGGGCUAGAGUUUUUACACUUGUGAAUGGUACACAAUUAAGAGCUUGGUACACGCUUUACCAUGUAUUUCUAUUAAUGAAGGAGGGCGGCUGCCAAUUGGGACAUGUUUAUAUAUAUAUUUAAAAUAAAAUUGUUUUUAAA